AUGGUGAUGGUAAAUAGGUUUAAUAAAAAAGCACAUUUCAUUCUAACUCAUUCAACAAUUAUAGCACCAAAGGUUGCAAAGUUGUAUUUUUACAAUAUUUUUAAAAAUUAUGAGUUGUCAUAUGGUAUAGUAUCUGAUAGAAAUCCCAAAUUUGUAAGCAAAUUUUGGAAGAAGCUAUUUAAAUUAUUAGACACCAAGCUACACAUGUCUUUAGCAACACAUCUACAAAUGGAUAGGCAAACAGAAUGGAUUAAUAAAAUAUUGAAGGAUAUGUUACAAAUUUUUGUUAAUUAUUGCCAAGAUAAUUGGGACCAGCUGUUAUCAGCUGCAGAAUUUGCAUAUAAUAAUGCCUAA
Molecule: messenger RNA, 354 nt
Organism: Cetraspora pellucida
Lineage: Eukaryota; Fungi; Glomeromycota; Glomeromycetes; Diversisporales; Gigasporaceae
Source: the annotation of a GenBank genome assembly